CAGGCACGAACAACACACAGCGCUGAUCAGGCACGAACAACACACAGCGCUGAUCAAGCACGAACAACACACGACGCUGUAACGCCAUCUUUCGACGGUGACAAAUCAGCCGAGAGUUUGGCAUUCUAUUUCUAUGGCUUGUCACUGACCUACCUCGGCUUCCACAGCCGCGACGGAAGCGGCACUGGCGACAACUCUAACGUUCGCGACGCGCGCUACUACCUUUUCUGUGCUGCUCAUUUCUGCCGCCACAGACCCAGCUUGUUCUUUUAUAUCGUAGACCAAUUCUAUUCCCAGCUUCUCGACGCAAGAUUUCAACCGUUUCAAUAUUCAUCUUACUAUGACGAAAUCGAUCCCACGAUCAACCACAUCAUGAAACUGGUUCAACUUCUACCCAUUUUGUGGGAACUCGCUAUCUUCUACCAGGUUCCGGGGGGACCCUGCCAUUACUCGGGAGUUGUGAUGGAUGCCAUUGAAUUGCCGAUUUAUCAACGAGAUCUCAACGCCACUCAAUCCAAGCAUACGGAUAGUAAAUACUUGUGUAAAUCUCGGGACUUACCUGCUGCUGUACACAAACUGAAAAUACCCGUUUACUUGCCACCAUUUGUGUCUUCUAUUAAAAUCAGCACUCAGCCACAUCAAGUAGGCGCAUUUCAACAUCCUCAUUCUUCUCAAGUAAAUAACCCAAACGAAUUUCACGAAUCGAGAGCUGCUGCUGUCCUGCAACUGUUUCACUGCAUGGAAGAAUCGAUAAGUUUCGAUUUCAUUUAUGAGGAAGAAGAAUUCAAGGCUCAUAUUGUCGAAGAUUAUUGCACAAUGGCUUCAAUUUUCUCUGAUAUCAUUGAACCGAUGAAGAACUGGGAGAAUGCCCAGGAAGUUUGUGAUGCUCGUAUCUUGACUGAAACGACUGCAAUUUGCGUAGGAGAAUCACUGAUACGAAUUUUGGAUGGAUGGCUUUUCAAGCCGCCGAAUACAGAGACUCGUUUGCUUAGAGAUACGCUCAUCAGGAGUUUAUCAGCUGUCGUGUCUGUAAUUGCCGCUUUUUAUGGGGCUAUGUAUGGUUGGGGCUUGACGAAACCUGGUGAUGCGACGCACGACUGUUGGGCUCAACGCAUCUCGUCAAGAAUCUCACUGAAGUUGAACGACCAACUAUGUCUCGGAGCCCGGGAACAUGAGGACUCUGAAACACGUGUUCAGAAGUUCUUUGAAAAUAUCGAAUUGAAAGUUCCUAAUUUCGAACCAAAUCUCGACUUGACACAGGACAUUUUAAUUUCCAUGAUGGACUCUAAAAUAUCGGCUCCAAUUGACCACGACGAGCUCGAAUUGACGAGGGGCAUGGAGCUCAUUGAAAACCUGACUUUGAAUUUUGCUUGGUGUAUACUGAAUAAGUUGAAUACGAGACAAGGAUCAGUCUCGCCAGCAAAAAUCCUAAAAGAUAUCUGUGGGGCCUUCGUUGAACGGAUUUCUCAACUUAACGCUCAUACUGUGAGUACGGCAAGCUUCGUCGGUCGGUUGACCAUAGAGGAAGACCAGUACACGGAAUAUCAUGAAGAGGUUCUUUAUAAUUUUGAUGAGCAAAUAGUUGUGAAAGAAAAUUUCAACUUUAACGAAAUAUCGAAAAAUAAGCCUAGACUCUUCACUAACGUCGAACCCUACGUCGUAGAAGACGAGCAAGCUUUUAAACGAGAAUUGCAAUUCAAUCAUCCUUACCUCAAAUAUUUCUUGGAUCACUCAUUGAAUGAAUUCCCAUCAGAAGACUCGCAUCAAUUCGAUGUAAAAAAGAAAUUUCAAAAAAUUAAAACCGUUCUUGAGAAACUUUUAGAUGCUCUUAUCGCCAUUCUAAAACUCGACGCCCAACUCAAAACUCGAAGGUACGUCUUCGAUGCUUCUGUAUUUGGACGUUGGGCUGGUUUGGACGUUGGGCUGGUUUGGACGUUGGGCUGGUUUGGACGUUGGGCUGGUUUGGACGUUGGGCUGGUUUGGACGUUAUCAGGCGGUGUCAGUGAACCGAGGGUCAGGCGGUGUCAGUGA
This is a messenger RNA of Hyalella azteca, 2031 nucleotides long. RefSeq lists its product as uncharacterized. The transcript has 5 exons. The record is from RefSeq and is a predicted model, not a curated record. The coding region runs from base 373 to 2031 and encodes 552 amino acids. NCBI's taxonomy places the organism in Eukaryota, Metazoa, Arthropoda, Malacostraca, Amphipoda, Hyalellidae.